Dermacentor silvarum is the source of this 2423-nucleotide messenger RNA. RefSeq lists its product as uncharacterized. The record is from RefSeq and is a predicted model, not a curated record. The transcript is spliced from 2 exons. Bases 227 to 2104 code for a protein of 625 amino acids. Lineage: Eukaryota; Metazoa; Arthropoda; Arachnida; Ixodida; Ixodidae.
AACAAAGAUGACGUCGAAAUUGUAACCACUUCGUCCAGCUCGGCACUGGAAGCAUUGAUCGGCUUUAAUGAUUCCAAAUUUCUGACCGUGCAGCGCCGGCACGACGCCGCAGUGAUGCCGUGACGGGUUCCGAGCGAGACGCAGUCGCGCCCUGCCUCGAGAGACAAGGCUCGUCAGUCGAGAACGCGGUGCUGCCCGUCCUCUCGCACCAGAGGCAGCGUCAGACAUGAACCAGGAGAAGAAGGACACCUCGCAAGCGUCCGCGGCGAGCGUCGCGUCGACCGACAGCGUCGCGGCGUCCGUCCACGACGAGGACACGGUCCCGCUGCACGCUGUCGAAAACGAGAGUGAGGCGCGUAUGGCUGACGAUGAGGUUCCCGGCGCGCUGGAGUACGUUCCGCACACGGUCGACGCCAACGAGCAGGCGACAGGAGGCCCGACCGCGGAACCUUCCGUUGUAGGCACUCCCGGCUCGAGUGCGAUGCCGUCGAAGGGCAUGUCUCCCGAAGGCGGCGUGACGCCAGAAGACUUGUCCAGGACGAGCUUCACGAGCAUCGAUGGCGCCGAGGGCGGCAGCCGUUGCAAGAAGCCCCGGCGAAAGAAAAGUCGCCGCAGCAAGGAACACCGUCGCGAAGCCGUGGUGGUCGUGUCGCGAAGCAACAUCUUGCGCGACCCAUUGCACGUGUGCUUGGGCCGGCCGUUCCCCAGCGACGACGAUGCCGGAAGCGCCGCCAGGGCGCCUGACCCAAAACCUGCCCCUUCCGCGGCCACGGACAGCGUGGUCGCGUACGUCACCUCGACGAACGUUGACGACCCUGGGCUGUGCAGUGCGUCGAGCGCGGCGACAGUCGAGAAAGCCGCGGAGCAAACCGAGCUGGUCAAUGAGAAAGCCGUCUUGAACGCCAUCCUCAGCGAUCUGAUGGAGUGUCUCGAGCUUCGCUCUUCUUUCAAGUACGACAUGGCCGACGAGGACGGACAGGAACAGCGGAACGGCUUGCGCGAGCCCCGCGGGGAGCGAGGAGGUGCAUCCUCGAAGGGCGAGGGCAAACGCGAGUCGAAUCCGACAGACACCUGUGAAAAGGAGAGCGAAGAAAGACGCCCCGAUGUUUCGAUGGGAGAAGCGAGCUUACUGCAGCAACUCUGCCCAGCCGAGGAAAAGCAGGCUGUCGAGCCGCAUGCGCAGCGGUGUAUCGCCGGUAGCGAAGAAGCGCAAAGAAGUCCGGUCAGCAGCGCUCUAGAUAACAAGGAAGGAGACCGCGGAGUCGGCAAACGCCCGGGAAGCCCAGCCGCGGCGACAGAGCUCGGAGACCUCGAAGCUAACAAGCAGAAACAAUCGCAGGACGUCGUGGUGCACGAGGCGCCUCUCGUGUUCGUCAGCAUGAGCCGCACGGAGGCGGGCGAACGAAACCAAAUCGCGCGUUUUAAAAGCAGGUCGGCCUGCGUGACGGGCGCGGAAACGAAAGAGCCGUUCGUCUCGAAGCAAGAUGAUGGUGACGACGACGAGGAAGAAGAAGAAGACCGCGGAUGCCUGGACAUGGCGUUCGGUGCGGGUUCUUUCACCGACGACCUCGACCUCGGUCAGCUGGGGCCUGGAAACGCGUCUUCGCCCAAUACUGCGAGUGGCAUCCAGGGCUGUUGGCACGACUUUCUCGGGCAGAUCAAAAUGGUCUCCAAGUACAUUCAGACAGAGUGCUGGAAUGAGCCCGAGUCGGAGUCGUCCUUUUCGGAGGUGGUGCGCAAGCAACGCAGCGGUUCGACCAAGACACUGCACAGAGCCUGCUCUCUGCAGAUCACAGUGCCUGAGCGGCGACCAGCCGCAGCUGGCGGCCUUUGCUCCGAGGAAAGUUCGGCCGAGGAGCUGGCCAAGAUAUUCGCCGCGUACUCGUCGUCACCUACGGCGCGCGUGGGGAAGGACGAGUCCGGAAGGGCCGACGUCAAGGGCGUGGUGCGCGACCGCAACUUCGGCGUACCUUCGCCGACCACAACCGGCGGCGGCGGCGGUGGCACGACCACUGCGUCACCUCCGGCCGCUGGCGUCGUGCAAGGCAGCGCGUGCGAUGGCUGCGGGUCGGCUACGGUAGUUUACGGAAGCGCUGCCGAAUGAACCGUUGUGUCUCUUGGAAAGUAGACAAAGUACUCUCUUUUUGGGCUAGAAUCAUAAGAGGAAGACUGUGCGAUAAAGUCCGUGGAAUUCGUUCAUUCAUGAGAGGUUUUUUCAUGGUAAUGUUGCGUGGUUCAAGUUCUGAUUGCGCCUAAAAUUUUCUACACAUUUAAUUGCGGCUUAAAGAUGUGCUGUUUAAGAAACAUCGAAAUUCUUAUAGAUUGUAACUUGAAGGUUGGUGAUACUUUCUGUGACCGCGAAUUCUAGCGCUGGUAAUUGCUUGUGUGUAGCCAUGAAAAAUAUUAAUUGUAAACGCGUCCUU